This is a messenger RNA of Stylonychia lemnae, 657 nucleotides long. The record is from the annotation of a GenBank genome assembly. NCBI's taxonomy places the organism in Eukaryota, Ciliophora, Spirotrichea, Sporadotrichida, Oxytrichidae.
AUGAGAAAAACUUUUAUAUCCCUCGCAUUAUCAGCACUUCUUGCAACUACUACCUUUGCGACUCAAGCAGAUUUAACAUACUAUUGGAUAUGCUUUGAAUCAGAUGAAUCUGGCUCAGGACCAAAGGACACAGUAUUAAAAACAUGCGGUGGAAAGAAUAUAGCAACUGUAACUAAUCACUAUGCUAAGAGAAUUAGAGUUGAAGGAACAGGAAAACUUAAUGAUGGAAGAGUAUUAAAUAUUGGGGGUUGUGACUGUGGAAACAGUUUUAGCUGCUUUGAAGAAAUUGACUAACACAAGUACCCUUAUGGGAUUGGACCUUAAGACAAUCCAAUCUUUCCAUAUUCAAGCGUAGCUGAAAACGAUUUCCCGAUAGGAACAACUCUAUACGUCUAGAAACUUGAUGGCCUGACAUUACCAGGAACUGGAGGCUAGAAACACAAUGGUUGUGUGAGCGUUGAUGAUAGAGGUUAUGGCUUUGGAAGUAACCACAUUGACUUCUUUGUUGCAAAGGAGAAGUAUUAUGAGAAUAUUGACAAUAUUCUGAAGAUUACCAAAGCUGACUAUCAAAGAAAAAAUUGCUAAGUCCUUCAUUACAACUUCGGUGCUACCCAUCAUAAUGCUGAAGAAUAAGUAGUUGAAGAAUUCUUAAAUUGA